Oxyura jamaicensis (ruddy duck) is the source of this 3621-nucleotide messenger RNA. RefSeq names its product heterogeneous nuclear ribonucleoprotein R (gene HNRNPR). The coding region runs from base 80 to 2068 and encodes 662 amino acids. Gene Ontology annotation, molecular function: mRNA binding. The record is from RefSeq and is a predicted model, not a curated record. NCBI's taxonomy places the organism in Eukaryota, Metazoa, Chordata, Aves, Anseriformes, Anatidae. The transcript is spliced from 11 exons. Gene Ontology annotation, cellular component: nucleus; ribonucleoprotein complex.
GGUCCUGAGUGGGUGAAGCAGCGGUCCCUGGAAACAGUUCCGGGAAACCCCGCGUGUUGCCGGGGUCGCGCUGCCGUCCAUGAGGAGAAGGAGGAGCGCGCGCCAUUUGCCGUCGCUGCUUGGGCCCGAGCUGCGCCGUGCAGGCCCCGCUCCGCAGCAUAAUAAAAUGGCUAAUCAGGUGAAUGGUAAUGCGGUACAGUUAAAAGAAGAGGAAGAACCAAUGGAUACUUCCAGUGUAACUCACACAGAACACUACAAGACACUGAUAGAGGCAGGCCUCCCACAGAAGGUGGCAGAGAGACUUGAUGAAAUAUUUCAGACAGGGUUGGUAGCUUAUGUCGAUCUUGAUGAAAGAGCAAUUGAUGCUCUUAGGGAAUUUAAUGAAGAAGGAGCCCUCUCUGUAUUACAGCAGUUUAAAGAAAGUGACCUGUCGCAUGUACAGAACAAAAGUGCAUUUUUAUGUGGAGUUAUGAAGACCUACAGGCAAAGAGAGAAACAAGGCAGCAAAGUACAGGAAUCAACAAAGGGACCAGAUGAAGCAAAGAUCAAGGCUUUGCUAGAGAGGACUGGUUACACUUUGGAUGUAACUACAGGACAGAGGAAAUAUGGGGGCCCUCCUCCAGAUACUGUAUAUUCUGGUGUUCAGCCUGGUAUUGGAACAGAGGUCUUUGUUGGUAAGAUUCCUCGAGACUUGUAUGAAGAUGAAUUGGUACCACUCUUUGAGAAAGCUGGUCCAAUUUGGGAUCUGCGGCUUAUGAUGGAUCCUCUUUCUGGUCAAAACAGAGGUUAUGCUUUUAUUACCUUUUGUAGCAAAGAUGCAGCUCAGGAAGCAGUCAAACUGUGUGACAACUAUGAAAUCCGUCCUGGGAAGCACCUUGGAGUAUGCAUCUCUGUGGCAAACAACAGAUUAUUUGUUGGGUCAAUUCCAAAGAACAAGACUAAGGAAAACAUAUUGGAAGAGUUUAGUAAAGUCACAGAGGGUUUGGUGGAUGUAAUCUUGUAUCACCAACCUGAUGAUAAAAAGAAGAAUCGAGGAUUCUGCUUCUUGGAAUAUGAGGAUCACAAGUCAGCAGCACAAGCUCGACGUCGCUUGAUGAGUGGGAAAGUAAAAGUCUGGGGAAAUGUCGUAACAGUGGAGUGGGCUGAUCCAGUAGAAGAACCUGAUCCAGAAGUCAUGGCAAAGGUGAAAGUUUUAUUUGUAAGAAACUUGGCCACCACUGUGACGGAAGAAAUUCUUGAGAAAUCCUUUUCUGAAUUUGGGAAGCUGGAAAGAGUAAAGAAAUUAAAGGACUAUGCUUUUGUUCAUUUUGAGGACAGAGGUGCAGCAGUGAAGGCUAUGAAUGAAAUGAAUGGAAAAGAAAUAGAAGGGGAAGAAAUUGAAAUAGUGUUAGCAAAGCCACCGGAUAAGAAAAGGAAAGAACGUCAGGCUGCCAGGCAGGCCUCCAGAAGUACUGCGUAUGAAGACUAUUAUUACUACCCUCCACCUCGUAUGCCACCUCCUAUUAGAGGCAGAGGCCGUGGAGGGAGAGGUGGAUAUGGCUAUCCCCCAGAUUACUAUGGCUAUGAAGAUUAUUAUGAUGAUUAUUAUGGUUAUGACUAUCAUGACUACCGUGGUGGCUAUGAAGAUCCCUAUUACGGCUAUGAUGAUGGCUAUGCUAUAAGAGGAAGAGGAGGAGGAGGAAGGGGUGGGAGAGGUGCCCCUCCACCACCUAGGGGGCGGGGAGCACCACCACCAAGAGGUAGAGCUGGCUAUUCACAGAGGGGGGCACCCAUGGGACCACCGAGAGGAGCUAGGGGUGGGAGAGGGGGUCCUGCACAGCAGCAGAGAGGACGUGGUGCUCGUGGAGCCAGGGGCAACCGUGGGGGCAAUGUAGGAGGCAAGAGAAAGGCAGAUGGGUACAACCAGCCUGAUUCCAAGCGUCGUCAGACCAACAACCAGCAGAACUGGGGCUCCCAACCCAUCGCUCAACAGCCGCUCCAGCAAGGUGGUGACUAUGCCGGUAACUAUGGUUACAAUAAUGACAACCAGGAAUUUUAUCAGGAUACUUAUGGGCAGCAGUGGAAGUAGACAAGUGAGGAGGGAUUGAGAAUUUUGGAAACAUAGAAUUGGCUAUAGCUCUACAUCCUUCAAAACGAAAUUGGCUUAAUGUUUCAUCCUUCAGUAGCGAUUGGCUGCCAUUUGUAUUGGGCUGAAGAAUCACUCUUGUGUAUAUACUCGAGUCUCUUAGUUUUCUUUUUUCAUAAAUGCACUUGGACAUUACUGGGCUUGCAGAAUUCCUGAACUCCAUAAGGGGUUUCAAUGCUUUUAUCAUUUUAGGCUUCAUUUUAGCAGUUUAAAAGCAGGAAUGGCACACUGUUCAAUCAUGAUUUUGCAGAACCUCUGGUUUUGGACAGUUUUUUUUUUUUUUUGGAUUUGGGAUAGACUACAUAGGAGUAUGCUGUACAUAAAAGUAAAAGCUAGUGCUUUGUCUUAGUAGUUUUAAGAAAUUACAACAAAUUAAGUUUUCUUGUAUUGAAAAUAACAUGAUUGUAUGUUUUGCAUUCCUAGAAGUAGGUUAACUGUGUUUUUAAAUUGUUAUAACUUCACACCUUUUUGAAAAUCUGCCCUACAAAAUUUGUUUGGCUUAAAACGUCAAAGCCGUGGCAAUUUGUUCCUUGAUGUGAUUGUAUUUCCAAUUUCUUGUUCAUGUAAGAUUUCAAUAAAACUCAAAAAUCUAUUCAAAACAUUACCUAUUUCAAAUUCAAUUGUGUCCUAAAACAUUAUUUCAUUGGUAAUUCUUGCGAAAAACAUUGUUUUCAAAGUAUAACUGCCUAUGUGAGUGAUCAAAUUCAUGCAAAAUUUCUUGUGCUUUCCAACAUGUAGCACUGUGGACAUCAGUCUGAAACUAGGAGAAAUUACAGAUGGCCCAAAGGGCACUCUAUUUAAUUGCUGUUCAGUAACUUACCAGCAUCUAACUUUUUUAAUCUUUUUUUUUUCUUUUUAUUUGUUGAAAUGUAUCCAAACAUUGAUGGAGAUCCAAUUCAAAUAUAAUUCAUUAAUGUAAUGUGGAGAAGGAAGCAGAGCCUACAAUAGUGUUAAUUUUGUUCCUCUUUGCUAUGUAGCUAUGUAUUGUGGAGUCCCUCUGGAGGCUAUUCUGUUAGAAUAUAGCCAUAUUGUAUUACUCACUGUACAAACAGGGAAAUGGUUUUGAUCUCAAGCAUGUUAGUUUAACUUAAGGUAGAGUUUGAGUAGGGAUAAGAACUAACAAAUUAGGUGCUGUGGCACAGUAAACUGACUUUUCGCUGCAGAUAACGCAAACAUACUCUCCAUAUUCUACCUAAUUCUGUCUUGACGUUUUAAUUUGAUGUUCUGCCAUGAUGAACAAUUUGCCGUAGAAUUCUCAUGCCUUGUAACAAAGGCUGUUUAAAAAAUACAUCUUUUGUGGAGACUACUAGCUACAUUAUUGGGGUAUUAUGUGAUGCUUUUAUGGACCCUUGCAUUGGACAUUCCCAGAUGUCAAUUUAAACUGGCAAGUUAUGACAUUCUUCUGUUGCAUCUGAGCCAUUCUGUACCCCAAUGAAGAACAUUUGCUUCUCAAGAAAGAGAGAAACAAAAAGGAUUAAAACUUACUCUAAAGAAAA